Molecule: messenger RNA, 396 nt
Organism: Metschnikowia bicuspidata var. bicuspidata NRRL YB-4993
Lineage: Eukaryota; Fungi; Ascomycota; Pichiomycetes; Serinales; Metschnikowiaceae
Exons: 1
Coding region: 111-317 (68 amino acids)
Source: RefSeq, a predicted model, not a curated record
ACGGAAUAUUCGUGCAUAGAACGGGGCGAACACACGAGUGGUGUUUGUUCUCUGGGUGGGACUGGGCCCAAUUCACAAUCGGUGAUCAGGCAAGAUUGGUCCGUUUUGGGAUGAGCCUUCAAGGCAAGCUUCCAGAAAGACCUGGCCCGACGCCGCGCGGUCACGCAUCCAGUGCCUCUCUUGGUGCUGUGGGAUGUCCUUGGAGCCCUAUUGGUGGCUCAGAAGUGUCCGCUGGAUCUUCGUGUCUAAUCCAAGCCGGACCUGGGAGUCCCAGAGUCCACCACAAUCGGUGCGCGUCAGUCAGAUGUGUCCAAUGAUAAACCUGACACGUGUUUCAAGGAUUGGGACGACCUGAGUUGGUCGACGGCUAGUGCCGAUGGUUGACGGCAGCUCUAC